This is a messenger RNA of Cavenderia fasciculata, 5343 nucleotides long. Its product is annotated as Zinc finger protein. The record is from RefSeq and is a predicted model, not a curated record. The transcript is spliced from 13 exons. Lineage: Eukaryota; Evosea; Eumycetozoa; Acytosteliales; Cavenderiaceae. Bases 1 to 5343 code for a protein of 1780 amino acids. Gene Ontology annotation, molecular function: RNA binding; beta-catenin binding.
AUGAAAUUAUUUAUCACUUUUAUAUUUAUACUUUUACAGACAUCUGUAUUUGGAUUAACAUAUAUAAACUUUACACCUUAUUCAAAUGGAAAUGGAUGUAGUGGAGCAGUAAAUGGAACAGGAUAUUCUUGGUUGGUAGGAGAAUGUAUUACAUUGUUUGGUGCAAGUUAUUGGGUCGAUUAUGAUGACAAUCAAAAAGAAGCCACCUUUUACUCUUGGGACAACAUGUAUUGUAGCAAUUCAACCAAACCAUCAUCACAAAAGACCUUUGCUGUUGGCAAUUGCUACCAAGUGUCAUGGGCCGAUCAUGGUUACUUUUACAAUGUUGAUGAUACUGCCGUCAUGAGUGUCGUCCAAGAUCCAGGAUACAUUCCCAAACAAGGGUACCGUCAAACAAGAUUCAGACAAGGUGACAGUCAAUGCAAUGGAGACUAUGCAAUGUAUUUCUACUAUACCGACAAUACCAUCUACCAAAACACACUUCAAACCUUUAAGUUUUGGUGCAACAAUGGUAUGCCAUUUCAACAAGUCUGUACUAUGGGUAACUGCAUCUCUUCUACAAUAGUCAUGGUGAAAUCACCAUCUGAUGAAUAUGAUCGUUAUGGAGAUGAAAGAGUAGCAAGUGGAAGAGAUAGAGAUAGAGAAAAUGAUAGAGUUAUGAGUCCAGUUGAUAGAAAAGAUGAUCUUAGUCCAUUAACAACUACAAGUUCAAGUAUUGAUUCAGGUACUGGUGAUACUAUUCAUGUUGCAGGUUUUGGUAUAAGAAUUAGAGAAGAUGAUUUAAAAGAAAAGUUUGAAGUUUAUGGAAAGGUAAAAAGUUGUUCAGUACUAGUUGAUCCAAAUACAAAGAUUUCAAGAGGAUUUGGUUUUGUUACCUAUGCUACAUCAGAAGAAGCUGAUGAGGCUAUCCGUUUAAUGGAUGGUACAAAGAUUGAUGGUUAUCCAAUUAAAGUUCAAAAGUUGAUUGAUUCUACUAAUAAUAAAGGUUCAAGAAGAUCUAAACCAAGAGACUCUACACCAGGUUCAUAUAUGGGUGCUGAUCGUAAAACAAGAUAUCGUUCAUAUCCAUACCCAUAUCCACCAGCAUAUUCUAAAUAUCCACCAACUUAUCCACCACCACCACCACCAUAUUCAGCAGCUCAUGGUGGAUACUACUCUUAUCCAUACCCAUAUUCAGCUCCACCAACUACAGGUGGCUACCCAACCAAGCCAACCUAUGGCGACAGCCGUUAUAGCCCCUACGGAGGUGGCAGUGGUGGCCCAAUGAGACGUGAAUACACAUCUUCCUAUGAAAUGAGAGGUGAACGUUUUGAAGGUGGUAGAGGAGGAGGAGGCGGCGGAGGCGGCGGCGAUAGAGAAAACAGAGCAAGUGAAAGAGAUAGAAGUGAAAGAGAUCAUUCUCAUUAUCAUGAAACCAUCAAAUUUCCACAUAUACUCCAUCAUAUCUAUCCAAUUGUAACACCAUUGGUAUCUAGUAAUCGUCAUUUUAGAUACCUCUUUCUCUUACGAUUCAUUCAUUCUUAUUCGGCUUGUUGUCAAGAUCGUCCAGAUUCUAAAAUCAUCUAUCUCGUUGCUACUUGUUAUGUUGGUGAUAUUUGGAUGAUUGAAUUAAUAUCUAGAAAUCAAAAUUUAAAUCCAAAUUUAUUUAAAGAAAUAAUUAAUAUUGCUAAUAUAAAUAUAAAAACUUUAAAAAUAUUUUAUGAAAAAGGAAUAGAAACUGAAGAUUGUCCAAGAUCAGAUUUACAAUUUAUACCACAAUUAUUUAGUAAUGAAAGGAUUUUAAAUUGUAUUCAACAACAACAACAAGAUAUAGCUUUAGAGAUUAUUGAUGGUUUGAUUAGAGUUGGAAAAGGAUUUCAUUCAAUUGGAUUGGGAAAGGAAUCCUUUCCAAAUUCAAAUGUUUUGGAUUAUAUAUUUCUUCAAGAAAUUGCUCUUUGUAAUAUAACCAAGACGAUUUGUAAACUUGAAGGAAAUCAAAAUAUUUUGGAAAAAUAUUUUUUUAAUAGUUUAUGUAAAUCAAUUAAUGAUUUAAAAGAGGAUGGUACUUCUACAAUAAUUCCACAUUUUACUUUAUUUAGAAUAUUAUCAACUUUAUUAUUAAAGAAACCAAAUUUUAUUGAAUUGUUACAACAAUCCAUCAACAUGUCGGCCAUACAAUUAAUAAUCAAAACCAUUUCAACCUAUCAUUUAAAUCAUUUUAAUUUUGGUUCAAAAGUAAAAUAUUAUUUAUUUCAAUCAAAGGAUAAAAUGAUGGAUCUUUUCCUAUUACAAGUUUUAAUGUCAACUAUUGGCAGUAAAAACUUUUUUAAUAUUUUAAUACAAUUAAAUUCAAGUUUUAAAUUAAAUGAAAUAAUAAUUAUUUUAAUUCAAAUUAUACAAUGUAGAGCAACACUUGAACCAACAGUGGAUGAUAUUAAAUAUCAUUUUGUACAAUUAUUGGCAUUGGAUGUUAAUAUAUUAGAAUUAUCAUCCAAAUUAAAUAGAGAUGAAUUAAUAUUUAAAGAUACAUCUAAAAAGGUGAUAUUGGAUAUUAUUGAUGAAAUGUUGGACGAGAGCAAAUCAUUGAAAAAGGAAUAUUGGCAUUUAAUUGAUCCAUAUUAUCCCUAUCAUACAUUGACAAAUUUAAAAUCAUUUAAAACAAUCAAUGGGAAAUAUCAAUCACCAAAAAAUUCCUAUCCCAAUCCUCCUACAUUAACAAAGAUGAAAUUAAAUUUGGAUCAAGUAUUUUUAAUGAAAUUGGUUGGUCAUUUUUUGGUUCAAAUUCAUACAAAAUCAAAAGUUCCAAUUCCAGAACUGUCAAAGUCUUUGGAACCAUCAGAAGAAUUAAUCAAUGAUUUAUAUUAUAUGAUUGCGUUACUACUUGGAUCAUAUAAGGAUAUUUCAACUCAACCAUUAGAUGUGCCAAUACUAGAAAGACUCUUAUUAGAUUCUGAUGAAAAAGAAGGUCCUCCAUUGGAUGAUUGUUUAUUAAUGAUUUUUACAAAUUUUAUAACAAAAUCAAAUCAAUCAAUGUCAAUAUUCCAAGUCAUCAUGGAUAGAUGGAAAAAUACAAAGGCCACUGUCAAUAAUGAAUUAAUCCCAACAACCGAAUUCAUUUUUAAAAUUUUGGUUUCCAUUAGUGAUCAAUUUCAAACCUAUUUUGAAAAAAUCAAUUUAAAAUUGACAGAUCAAGACAAGGAUGAAAUUGACAGUCAAAUCAAAUCUAGAACUGAUAAUCAAAAAAAAUUAUUAGAAAAAAUGAAACUUCAACAAAUGAAAUUAAAGUUUCAAUUAGAGCAGGAGGAGGAUUUGGAAGAUUCAGAAGAUUCCGAGGAUACUGAUAUCCAAUGUGUAAUAUGUCAAAAUGGACCUUUACCAGAAGAAACAAUUCAUACUUUUUGUAAAUUUUCAAAAUCAUCAUUGAUUGGACAAUCCUAUAGAAAAAGUUUAAAUGAAUUUGAAAAGACAAAUCCUCAAGGUUAUAUUCAAUUUAUAGAUACAAUUAAAGAUGGUUCAUCAUUUGGAUUGACAAAACUUUACUCAAAUAUUGAUCAUUAUUCAAAUCAUCUUACAAGUUGUGGUCAUUUUAUUCAUAGUAAAUGUUUGGUUGGUUAUUCUCGUAAAACAUGUCCUCUUUGCUCAAAAAGUUUCAAUAUUACAAUUCCAACCAAUAUUGGACAAUCCAAUCGAGAAUAUGAAAAAAGUACAUGUUUAGAGUUAUUAAAGUUAGAAUCUGAAAAGGUCGAAAAAUAUUCAAGUCUUUGGAAAAAUGUGAUUCAAAAUCUUUUAAUUUUGGAAUUAAAAAGUCGUCAAUUUACUUGUUAUUCAGAUACUCCCUACUAUGCAAUGUCUCAAUCAGAUUUUGAUAGAGAAUUUUUCAUCUUACAAUUAUUUAAAAUUAUUUUUAAUUUUAAAAUUGACAAAAGACAAAAAUUUCUAGAUAGUAAUAUUGAAUCUUUAUUAUUUCCAUUUAUAAAUUUAACUUUUAAAUAUUAUUUUAAAGAAAAUAAUUCAAAUCCAAAUAUUUUAAUUCAAAAUUGUAUAAAUAAUAUAAUUAAAGAUAUUAGAGAAGAAAUUGAAAUAAAUUCUUCUUCUUCUUUUGAAAUGAUGAAAAAACCAAUACUAAGACAAAUACUAUUAUUUAAAUUAUUGAUUGAUGGAUUUGAAAAGAAACCUACAAGAUUGUCACCAUUUUCAUUGGAGCAAUUUAAUAAUCUAGAAUUUUUGGAAUCGUCAUUAAUAGAUAAAUGUCAAAUCAAUCCAUCUAGUUUUGAAUUAAAUGUUUCAAACAACAAUGUCAAUAUCGAUCCAAAUAGAUUAGUCAAACCAAUUCAACUAUAUCAAAAUUCAAUUCAAUUUACAGAAUUACCAGAAAACCUAUUAUCACUCUAUCAAAAAUAUAUUUAUCCAUUUGCCCAAAAAUGUAAAUGUAAAAUAACAACUCUAUCAUGUCUAUGUCUCUAUUGUGGGAAUAUGGUAUGUUUAGGUGAACCAGGAACCAAAUGUUCAGUGUCUAAUUCAUUACAUUCACAUAAAUGCUUGGAGAAUCAUUGUAGACUAUUUGUAAUGAUGGAAUCACCAAUAGUCAUUAUCAUCCCAACUUUAGACAACAGUCAACCAUACUGUAGAUCACAAAUUUAUAAUCAACCACAAACCAAUUUGGAUAUACCAAAUUUAAAUUCUAGUUUUACAAUUGAUAAUAAUAGAUUAAAACAAUUAUUUAUUCAUCACCUAAAUAAUAGUGAAAAACAUUUACUUUUUCAAGUAUAUAUAAUCUUAGUUAUGGCAUCAAGAGGACAAUCAGAAACAUCAAAGUUAAAGACAAAUAUUGAAGAACAAUUAAAUAGAUUGUUGAGUCAAUUACAAGACUUGGAAGAGUUGAGAGAAGAUCUUUCACAAGAAGAAUACGAUGAAACAAAGAAAGAGACUUUGGAGCAAAUGAAAGAGUUUGAACAAUCACUCAACAAGAUGAUGAGAGGCGAUAUGACUCUUGUCAGUGAAUUUGGUAGUGUUCAACUUGCUAUUCAAGCUGCCGUCUCUCAAGCUUUCAAAACCCCUGAAGUCAUCAAAUUGUUUGCAAAGAAGGAUCAAGGUCAACUUCGUAAUAAACUUUCAAAUAUUCAAAGAGAUGUUAAAUUGGCAAAAAUAUCAAAAGAUUCAUACAUUGAUCAAAGUAUUGAAAUUUUAUAUGCUUUAAAGAAACUUGGUUUCGCCAUAUCACCAGAAGAAGAAAACUUUUUGGAACAACAUAAAUCACGUGUCAUGGGUGAUUUUGAAAAGGUUUCUGGUAAUAUUGGUCAAGGUACAAAAGAUAAUUUAAUGUCAAAUGCUGCUACACAAAUUCAAAAAGCUGCUGGAAAAUAA